UAUACACCGCAGCUGGACUGUACUACGUUUCUCUUGAACUUUCUCUGCCACGUGGUUGUAUCGAUAAUCCGCGACUCUUAGGCUAUCAAAAUGAAGUUCCUCACCUCUAUCCUGCUUCUCAUUUCAUCCUCCUCGGUCCUGGCAAUUCCCACAGGGAUGCCACUAAUCAGGACCAACGGGAACACAUCACCAUCUACCUGCACAGGAGGAGGCGGUGGUAUAACAAACAACGCCGGCCAAGGCUCGUCAAACUCCACAACAGGUGGCGGCAAUGGUGGAGGAGCCUCAGGGAACAUCAACCCAAGCCUGGUCCCAGACUUUGGCGUGGCUCAGAAUGCCAAUGCCAACGCGAGGCAGCAAGGGUCGUGCGACGGCUUCAAUGCGGCCAGUCAGUCGGUCGUCAACAUCCCGUGCUCAUGCCCGCCAUCCCGGGCGGCGUUUCUCGCCGCGCUGGAUAAGAACGUUGCCGCAGGCAGCGUGCAGGGCGACAAGGUCGAGUUCAACAACGACGCCAGCGACCAGAGCGCCGCGACCAACAAGCAGCGGGCGACAGCUAUGCUGGUCACACUGCAGAACCUGAAUGGUGCUGGUGUCGGCUGCCCUGCCGCGAGUGCGCCUAACUUUGCGGUCAUGCAGAAGACCGGGGUGCUCGCGUCGAAGGCAUUUGUGCAGUAGACUACAUUCAUUGCUGAGGAGUUCAAAUCUCAUCAAAUUGGAGACGAGAUUAUGAAGGGUUUCU
Diaporthe batatas is the source of this 739-nucleotide messenger RNA. RefSeq lists its product as uncharacterized. Lineage: Eukaryota; Fungi; Ascomycota; Sordariomycetes; Diaporthales; Diaporthaceae. Bases 91 to 675 code for a protein of 194 amino acids. The transcript has a single exon. The record is from RefSeq and is a predicted model, not a curated record.